Molecule: messenger RNA, 545 nt
Organism: Epinephelus moara (kelp grouper)
Lineage: Eukaryota; Metazoa; Chordata; Actinopteri; Perciformes; Serranidae
Exons: 3
Coding region: 55-354 (99 amino acids)
Source: RefSeq, a predicted model, not a curated record
CUCCGUCAGGACGACGUGACCUUAACAUCCACCCACCAUCCGUCGCCCGCAGAGAUGCCAGGGACUCUCCCCAGGUUCCCCACCAUGCCGGCUUUGCUCGGCUCCCUGCCCCGGGGCAUUGACGCACCCAGUCUACCCCGAGGCAUCACCAUGCCCAGUCUGCCCAGUUUACCCAGCAUGCCCCGAGGUGUGACCAUACCCAGCCUGCCCAGGGGGAUGUCGCUGCCGGGGGCUGUCGCCAUGUCGACCGUGUCCCAGGCUCCCCGGAGGCUGCUGCAGGACUGCUGCUCUGUGCUGGACCAUCAGACCCCCGGAGAACGUGGAGAUGGACGGUUUUCAACUGACCGUGGAUGAAAGGGGCGGGGUCAGUGUGCAGAGGAUUAACUACAACGUGUGUGUGUGUGUGUGUGUGUGUGUGAUGGAGGUGACAGUGUGGAUGUGAGCUGCAGGAGUCGUCUUCAUGUACGGGCUAUGCGGUUGCUGCUGGGCAUUGCGUCCUCGCUACAAGCGACUGGUUGAUAAUAUUUUCCCAGAAGACCCGGAGG